UUUCGAAUCGAAUCUCGAUUUCGCACAGGUUUGCGUUCAGAACUUAUUUACUUUUAUGAAGUGUUUAAAAAUAAGAUUUUUUAUCUAAAUCAGUUAAGUUUGUUGUGCUAAUAAUGCAGUUCUCUAUUGAAUAAUUGUAAUACCAUAUAAUGUGAAUGCUAUAUUUGCAAAUGAGAAACGGAGAUUCGUCACACCUGCGAUGAAGAAAUCAUAGAUUUUUCCUUGAAAGCUAAGAAGCUCUGAAGUUUGUAGUGUUGGUGUUUAUGCAAGAAUAACAAAGCAGAUCAGUAUAGCUAAAUACUUGCCGUACUAUUGAGUAAGGCAUUCAAAACCCAAUCAGAUAAAUUGGUUCAUUUAAAAUUAACUAUCACGACAUUAGGACGACUUCUUCCUGUGAAACAAGGUGCUUUAAGUUGGAUUCCGAAAGUAUCUUCGGGGCGCCUCCGUCCGGGAGAAUGAUGGCCCCAUUCCGGCGCAAAAAGUCCAAUAAGGAAUUUCCGGUCAAAGUGUGCACCUAUGAUUCGGAACUAGAGUUCCAUCUAGAGCAUCGUGCAACCGGUGGCUACCUGUUUGAUUUAAUCUGCCGUACAAUUGGACUUCGAGAAACGUGGUAUUUCGGGUUACGUUACGUGGACAAGAAAGGAUAUCGAAGUUGGCUGAAGAUGGACAAAAAAGUGCAGGACCAGCAUAUCAAUCUGACGACCGAAGGUUGUGUUUUCAUGUUCAUGGCAAAGUUCUUCCCGGAAAAUGUAGCAGAGGAACUCGUUCAAGAAGUCACACAACACAUGUUUUUCCUACAGAUCAAAGAAGCGAUUUUGUCUAUGGAGGUUUAUUGUCCGCCGGAGGCUUCGGUUUUGUUGGCUUCCUAUGCAGUGCAAGCGAAGUAUGGUGACUACGACGAGGCGGUUUGUAAACCGGGAAUGCUAUUCAGUGAGAAUUUGUUACCCCAGAGAGUGAUCGAUCAGUACCAGAUGACGCCACAGAUGUGGGAGGAGCGCAUAAAAACAUGGUAUGCCGAUCAUCGUGGAAUGUCACGAGACGAGGCAGAGAUGGAAUAUCUGAAAAUCGCACAGGACUUGGAUAUGUUCGGGGUGAACUACUUUCCUAUAACAAAUAAGAAAAACACCGAAGUAUUUGUUGGUGUGACGGCUCUUGGACUUAACAUCUACAGCAAGGAGAACAAAUUGACCCCAAUGACGACCUUUCCGUGGAACGAAAUCCGGAACAUAAGUUUUGAUGGGAAAAAAUUCUUCGUCAAAACGAACGAAGAAAAAGGAAAUGUCGCCACCACGUUCUACUCAGAGAAGGCUCGCACCAACAAGGAAUUGCUGGACCUGUGCGUGGGGAAUCAUGAGCUAUAUAUGAAAAGGCGUAAACCAGACACGAUGGAAAUUCAGCAGAUGAAGGCCCAAGCUAAGGAGGAGAAACACCGGCGGCACAUCGAGCGGAACAAGUUGGCUCGAGAGAAGCAACUGCGCGAAGAAGCCGAACAGGAAAAAGCUAACAUGGAAAAAAGACUGAUGCAACUGCAGGAAGAAAUGGCGGCUGCCAAUGAAGCUCUGCGUCGAAGCGAGGAAGCAGCUGAUCUGCUGGCGGAAAAGAAUCGCCUCGCCGAAGAAGAAGCUUUACUGCUCUCUCACAAAGCCCUCGAAGUCGAACAGGAAAUCACUCGAAUGCGCAUGACGGCACGGAAAACUGAGGAAGAAAAAAUCUAUCUCGAACGGAAAACGCAAGAAGCGGAACUGCUGACGGCUCGAAUGAUUGAAGAGUCUCGCAAGCGAACGAUGGAAGCGGAUAAGUUGAAGAACGAACUGAUUCACGCCCGGGUAGCAGAAAAAGAAGCGAAGGAAAAAUUAUUGAAUUUUCUCAGUCGAACCUCAACGGAAUCGAUAUUCAUCACUCCGUCUUCCUCUCCAGAAACGCCGACGCUGGAAAGCAAUACAUACGAUCUUUUGGCCGAUGGAGACAUGGAUCAACUGUCGCUUGAAAUUGAAAAGGAAAGGGUGGAGUACCUGACCAAGUCUAAACAGGUACAGAACCAGCUGAAAGAGCUGCGCUCCGAAAUUGAACAGCUAAAAAUUGGUGAAAACCAGUGCCCUCUGGAUAACAUCAAUGCACAGCAGAUGCGUCUAGGUGAGACCAAGUAUUCAACCUUGAAGAAGCUCAAAUCAGGCUCAACGAAAGCACGAGUAGCAUUUUUUGAGGAACUGUAAGUGCCUUAGUCCGUUUGCUAUAUGAUUGGGUGUCGUUUAACUACAGCGGAGAUGUCCGCGCUUUGUUAGGCUAUAUUAGGCUUUGUGCGAUAUGCAGCAGGGCUUUUUUUCCUUCAUAGUAACGCUAUUGUUGAGUUCAUUGUUUUCUAGUGUUUUCGAAAGGUAGAUAUGGUUUGGUUUUGCACGAUGCGUUAAGGAAUUCAACGUACGAAUUCAUCAUUGAUGAGUUGAAGGUAAUAAUUAACGAUUUGAACUAGGAAUUUGUGUUGGUAGCUCUCUACAAGAAUGUUAUCAUGUUUAAGUUCAGGUUUCUAUUAGAUGAUUGCACGGCAUUUUUUCCAUAAAACUAGACGUUUUACAGAGAACUACAAAUUGUGGAAAUUGUACACAAAGUGAGUAUUUGAAUAUAAAUGGAAAUGUCUAUCCAGCAGACUUCUAGAAAACUGAAGGAUUAUCUUCUAAAACGUGGGAUCAGUCUUCCUUAAUAUAAUACAUUGCACGAUAAGUGAAAAUUAUAAAAGUCGGCAGACUCGUUUUCCCAUAGGAAGAUGAUUCUAAAUGACUCAUGGCGCUUGUAUAACAUAGGGUUCUUGUACCAAUAGUCAUGUCUACUGCGGACUACUAGACUUUCAAUCAACGAAUUGUGAUAAUAUCGAAUACAAUUAAACGUUUAUAACUGUUAUGUAUUUCUGGAACCUCUAAGGACUAUUUGAAAUUUUCAGUAUGUCAUACAGGAUUACAAGUUUCAUUUGAAUAUAAGUUCGUGAAAAUAGGCUAAGCAAACAUAUCUGAUAAAUCGGUUUGAAUUCAAUUUCGAAGUUUUAGAUCGCUUUUUCUGGUGCUUACAGAACUGGUAAGUCAAAGUGAAUUUAUUCGGCAAACAACUAACAAAAAUGGCAAAGUAAUGGUUUUCUGAAAUCUUUUAAUGUAUUUGGUUCUUUCUACAUCGUUUCUUACGAAAAACGUUCUUGAAAUUGAUGGUUCUAACAAUAAUCACUCUGAAAUUCCGGAACCGACAUAAAUUUAACAGCAAUCUAUGGAACUAUAUAAUAUGAGAAAGGAAUAAACGAUCACUUAGAACAUUUUGCUUCGAUCCUCCAAAGCCCCAAGUAAAUAGUCGUAUAAGUUGGACUAUUUACUUAACGUAAUUAUUUGAUAUGUGAACUCGGAAAUUCAUAAAAAUUGGUAUGUGCUUUAGAUUCUGCGCAUACGCUUCCAUGGAAAAGGUAGAAAAGGCGAAUCGAGAAUUAGGUGCAUAAACAAUCUUCAGUGACAUGGUUUUUAUUAUCUGAGGGAAUCAUCAUAGAAUAUAAGUCACCCGUACCCAGGAUUUGAGAGAGGAGCUCUCUCAAAUCCUGGGAGCUCUCUCAAAUCCUGGGUACGGGUGACUUAUAUACUAUGCAGUUUAUUCUAUAUAUUAAGGUGGUAUCAAGGUGAAAUUCAAUUCCAAAAUAAGGUGCGCAAAGUUCCAACCGCAUGAAUUGAACGAACCUUCGAACAAAGCGUAUCGCGUAAAACUGGCACAUAGAAAUACGGAAUAUUCUCAGUGGUUGAGUCCAGUGGGCUUACGACAUGUUUUGUUCGCUAAUAAAACAGACUUUUUUACAUUUGACUAAUAUAUGGAAUGUUGUACAUGUUGUCUAAGACGGUCAAAUUAGGUAUUCAAUUUACAACCAGAAUGCUCUUAUAAUUAAUUUUCUCUCCUAUUGCGAAAUUGUACAUUCUUUGUUUCAGAUCUAGUUAAUUCCAACUAUGUAUUAUAAAAAAAACUAAAUAAUAUUCAAACAAGAUCCUUUUUCAUAUGGAAUUAAAACUGACUUGUAAGAUGUUGACUAAAAAUAUUUAGUAUGUGAAGUGCACAUCAUAACAGUGUAUAAGUGAAUAAUACUUUACCAUUCCUCAUGAUUCUUGAAGGAAUAUAGAAUUAUAGGCUAAAACGUUACAAUUAUGCAAGUGACGUAUUGAAAAGUUGCAAAUUACCCUAUUGAUUAUAGAGGUAUUAACCAGAAAAAUUUUUAUGUGGGGUUUUGGGGUUAGAUUUUAAAACUGAGUUCAGUUCUUUCAGUAUGGCUCAGAAUUCAAGUUUACAAUUCAGUUCUAGAACUAAAUUCGGAACCUGGAAUCUAAAAAUGUUUCUGAAAAUGAGUUCAGUUCUGUAAUUCUGGAACUAAAUUCAUGACCCUUAAUUACUUGAUCUGGAUUCCGAUCCUGAAUUUGCAACUGAAUUCUAAACCUGUCAUAAAUUUGGAUCUUUGGUCUUGAAUCCACUUCCAGAAUUCAAAAGUUAAGUGAAAUGAUGACAAAAAAGACUCAAUAGUUGUAAACAUUAGAUAAAUUCCGCGAAUCGGUUCUUUUGAGAAUCAUUAAAAUAUUCCAAAAGGAUUCUGCGAAAUUUAUCUACAAAAAAAUCUAUUUCUUCGUGUUAUUUAAUUGUUUAAUAGAAUAUGAUUGUCGUCAAUAAGUUGUACUUAAGUAUAGAUGCACCGUUACUGGUCUUAAAAACUAAUUUCGUAUGUUCGAGCCCCGAUCUGAAAGGAUUCUUAGUGUCAACAGGAUCGUAGUACUAGCCAUGUAAUGGUUCUGUACGCUAAGAACCGACUAUGAAGUCUUUUGAAAUAGAAUGGUCGAAUUCCACAAAAGGAAUGUAAUGUCAAGACUUUGCUUUGCUUACCGUUACAUUUCUGGAACCAAAAUUCUCGAGCUAUGUAAAAUGUCACACAAACAUUGUUAUGCUAACUGGACGCAUGUCGUUAUACAAAAUGGCCAGAUUCAAUUUUGUUUUUAUUCCCUUUAACACAUUGAAUACUUUUGGCUAAUUGUUUUUCUAACAAUUUGCUAUCACUGGAAAAUGUCGUGCAAUCCUAGUAGAUGAAUAAGCAGACACAUUUGCAAAACAACAUAAUAUAGAUAUAUGUCACAUAUGUGUUAGGAACAAUUGACUAAUUAUGUUUCAUUCACUCAGAUAAAGGCGGCCGAGGCCAACAAAAAUACGCUAUGAAACGAAAGGGGAUGUUUUUGCGUAAUGUAAUUGCAUGAUUAUUACUUGUUUCUUAUGUUAGAACAAAAACGUGUUUCGCAGUCAAAAACUAACUGAAAACUGUAGCAGUAGUUAUUAUUACGAAGAUUAGGUAAGUUUUAAGAAUUAGUGCCUUAUUAGCAGAAACAGUUGUAGCUGGUAAUUGAUUAAGUAGUCGAUUAUUUAUGAAAAACUUCAGUAAACUAGAGAUAGUUAGAUGUAUUCUAUUGCAUUGAUGCAGGGAGUAUCUAGAUUUUAUUUUUAUUUGAACACUGAUUCAUAUAGGCAGUAUUUUUCAUUCAAACGUUUCCCCACUAUUUACUUUCCUGGUAUCAAAUAGAGUAUCGGUACUAGUACGCAUGUCACGCAAAUAUUGAAGUCGGCUUAGUGUUUGAAAUUGAAGUGCCAAUCAAUUGUCUUACUCACCAGUCCAUCCAUUGAAAUUGUCUGAAUCUUAUUACAUUCACCACUUUUACCGAUACAAACAGUAAGAAGUUAUAUUCUAUUAUAAAUAUAUACAAAAAAAAACGAUUACAUUAAUAAAUACUAUUUUUGAUCAAUCAAUUCUACCACAUAAAAUAUCAUCCAUCAGUCAUGCCUGUAUACCAAUUUGCUUUUAUAUUGUUGCAGUCUAUUAGAGUUGGUUUUUUUUAUUCCUAUUGGUCGAAGGUAAUUUAUUUCGUUUGGUACUGUUGCUUGUGUGAUGAAAUCCUUCAAAUUGCUCAAUGUCCUAGUUAUUUCAUUCAACUUUGUUUCUUUCUUUUUAGUGUUCUCUUAUUGUGGUUGGGUUUCUGUUUCUUUUGUGAUCUCAGAUUUUCAUUCAUUAUUGCUCAUCAUGAGCUGGGAGCUGUGCGACUGCACAGUGGAGUCACGCAACAUUUUAUCACGUAAGCUAAAAAAUUACAUGCGCUCAACAUUUCCUUUUUCCAUUCUACAGGGAUCCGGAAGAGUCCUUAGCAUGAUCAGUGCUACAGGAAAUGCUUCACAAUUUGUUAAACCAUACGACUCACUCGUGGUUAGUGCCUUUUUAAGGAUUCGAACCUCCUCUUAGCGAUGCCAACCGUUUUUCAAUUUGGCAAAUGUAGGAUAAGUGUGGGAGUCAGGGCGGUUCAUGUUGGACAAACCCAACUGUUGAAAGUGCCUGGAACUUUGGAAUUCUUGUGUGAUCUAUUUCGAUAAACAACGGACAGUUUUGUUAGGCUCAUACUUUGAUUUUAGAUGUAAAUAUAUUUUUUUAGAAAAA
Malaya genurostris is the source of this 6472-nucleotide messenger RNA. RefSeq names its product merlin (gene Mer). The transcript is spliced from 6 exons. Gene Ontology annotation, cellular component: plasma membrane; apical part of cell; filopodium. NCBI's taxonomy places the organism in Eukaryota, Metazoa, Arthropoda, Insecta, Diptera, Culicidae. Gene Ontology annotation, biological process: positive regulation of early endosome to late endosome transport; regulation of organelle assembly; positive regulation of protein localization to early endosome. Gene Ontology annotation, molecular function: actin binding; cell adhesion molecule binding. The coding region runs from base 456 to 2213 and encodes 585 amino acids. The record is from RefSeq and is a predicted model, not a curated record.